This is a messenger RNA of Myotis brandtii (Brandt's bat), 2263 nucleotides long. RefSeq names its product DnaJ (Hsp40) homolog, subfamily C, member 27 (gene DNAJC27). Gene Ontology annotation, molecular function: Hsp70 protein binding; GTPase activity; GTP binding. The coding region runs from base 186 to 794 and encodes 202 amino acids. NCBI's taxonomy places the organism in Eukaryota, Metazoa, Chordata, Mammalia, Chiroptera, Vespertilionidae. The record is from RefSeq and is a predicted model, not a curated record. Gene Ontology annotation, biological process: cellular response to misfolded protein. The transcript is spliced from 7 exons. Gene Ontology annotation, cellular component: endoplasmic reticulum membrane.
UCCCCCUCCGACGUCGCUCGUCCCAAGAAGGUGUCUUCUGUGGCCCUUACCCCUUGAGGAGCUGUAUUAUAAAGCGAUACUGUGAGAAAAGAUUUGUGUCGAAAUACCUUGCAACAAUUGGAAUUGACUAUGGAGUCACAAAGGUACAAGUCAGAGACAGAGAGAUCAAAGUUAACAUCUUUGAUAUGGCCGGACACCCCUUCUUCUACGAGGUUCGUAACGAGUUUUACAAGGACACACAGGGGGUGAUGCUGGUCUAUGAUGUUGGGCAAAAAGACUCCUUUGAUGCCCUUGACACAUGGCUGGCGGAAAUGAAGCAAGACCUUGGACCUCACGGGAACAUGGAAAACGUUGUCUUCGUAGUGUGUGCCAACAAGAUUGACUGCACCAAGCACCGCUGUGUGGAUGAAAGUGAGGGUCGUCUUUGGGCCGAAAGCAAAGGGUUCCUGUACUUUGAAACUUCAGCACAAACCGGAGAAGGAAUUAAUGAGAUGUUCCAGACCUUUUAUGCAGCCAUCGUUGACUUAUGUGAAAACGGCGGGAAACGUCCGAUCCCAAAUAGCAGUGCUAGUUUCACCAAAGAACAAGCAGACACCAUUCGCAGAAUUCGAAAUAGUAAAGACAGUUGGGACAUGUUGGGAGUCAAACCUGGAGCGUCAAGGGACGAAGUCAACAAAGCCUAUCGGAGACUGGCGGUGCUGCUCCACCCUGACAAAUGUAUGGCGCCUGGGAGUGAGGAUGCCUUCAAAGCGGUGGUGAACGCCCGGACGGCCGUCCUGAAGAACAUCAAGUAGGAAGGAGAGGAAAGGACGCGUGGGGCUCAGUACAAACAGGCUUUCCCUGGAGGUAAAACAGCCAACGUGGGUUUCCCUCCACAGAACCUCCCUGCUCGUUUCCCAUGUGUGUUGUCAGCCCUGAAUCAGUAAUCCAGGCGCCUGCUACCAUGUCACAGAGGGGGCGAAGGGACCACACGCCUGCGUCGCUCAUUGCAUAUUUCCAAGUUGAAAUCAAGUCCCCCCGUAGGCCCCUUGCUCAGGAGAGUCCAAAGGUUUCUGGAGGGGAAGGACAGGAAGACCCUUUCACCUCUUUUUUUUUUAUUAAUUCAUCAUCAGAAUUAAGACAGAAGCAGACAAUAUCGAAACCCCUGGAAGUUUGGUGUGACCUCACAAGCAAGUUGCUCCUUUUAGGAUGAGUCCUUAGGUGGUGGUGUAGCCAUCAAUCUAAAAUUAAUGAGCUCUUAGAGCCCUUUGGAAGUUUGUGAAACAGAGUGAUGCGAUUUUGAAUUAAGCAGCCCUUUUUUGACAUUUAGUCUGUUCCCUUCUCUGACCACCAGGGGGAGAGACGAGCCAGUCCUGAGGGUAAAAGCGAUGGCAGCCACACUUCUGGGUAAACUGGCUGCUGCUAGUCGGGCCCCUGGAUCUAAGGUCUCUCCCUGGCUGUGGAAAUGGGUGCUGGUUGCUGUGGGGAGCAUCAUCACCUAGGAACGAGGAACCGGCCCAAGACAAGGGCUUGAGGGCACACUGGAUGGCGCACACAUGGCCAGGGCCCCGGCAGCCUGGCUCAGGCACAUUUGAUGCCUUAAUGGAGCCCCCAUAUGAGGUUUAUGCCUUUUAUUGUUUCUGUAUUAUUUGCUGCAGACAAAUAAUGGUGGGAAAGGCAGGGGUGCUGCCCAACAAGCCAGGUCUCCUCAUCAGUGUCAGUUCCUCUCCUCUAGCCUCCUUAUUCCAUAUACUAAAUCCGCCAUCAGUUCUCUCCUCAGUCCCUGGCUUCCACCCACUGCCUCCCUACAGGCCUGGGCCUGGGCCUGAUGACCAGAGGAAGUGUGGGUCCUUUGGUGGGGGCCGGAGGAGGGAGAGAUCCUUAAGCCUGUGUGGGAGGAAUCGCCAUCAUUUUGCUUGGGUCCCAAAUUUCUGAAUAGCGAUAUUUUACACUACAGAUUAUAAAGAUUACCUUCACACAGAGAAAUCCAUUUCGCCAUAGUCUCCGGCUCAGUCUCCCAGGAUGGGUGAAGAUCAGGCCUGGCCUUUCUCUCAGGCGUCUACCCCUCUCAGGGGUGGCUCAUCGCCUGUCACUCUCAUGAGGAUGCUCAUGUUUUUAGCUGUGACCAUGCUGCACUGAUGGGGGCUUUAAGGUUCAUAGGACACUACUUUCUGUGAAUUUUACCAGCUGUCCCAUAUAGAUCGCCGGUUGGCAUGCCUGCACCUCAGGAGAAAGGCACUUCCAUUCAUUCACGCCCACUGCGUCUGGGAUUCUUGCCCUCCCA